Molecule: messenger RNA, 7302 nt
Organism: Bombyx mori (domestic silkworm)
Lineage: Eukaryota; Metazoa; Arthropoda; Insecta; Lepidoptera; Bombycidae
Product: zinc finger protein Xfin
Exons: 11
Coding region: 101-4672 (1523 amino acids)
Biological process (GO): regulation of transcription by RNA polymerase II
Cellular component (GO): chromosome; nucleus
Molecular function (GO): RNA polymerase II transcription regulatory region sequence-specific DNA binding; chromatin insulator sequence binding; DNA-binding transcription factor activity, RNA polymerase II-specific
Source: RefSeq, a predicted model, not a curated record
CUAAAAUAGCAUGUCAAGUGAUAAGCGGCUCUCUGUGAAGAUUUUUAUGCUAAGUUCAAAGGAUUAGCUAAUUAAAUAAUACGUACCUACUAACGAUUUCAUGUUUUUAAUCACGCUAAUUAAAAUUAUGGAAAGUGAUUCCGAAGAUAAUAGUAAAUCUUGUGAUUCAUGGGAUGAUGACCCUGAGAUAAAGGAAAUAAAAGAAAUGGAGAAAGACUUAGAAAUGCAGAUAAUGAAAAACAUUAAAAAGGAAAAAGUUAUCUCUGUUGAUUUACCAUCUAAUUCAACACCGGUCCAGUUAAAGGUGGAAGUGGAAGUCGAACAAUAUUCAGAUAAAGAGGACAUUGAUGAUCCACCGGCAAAUGAUGAUGAUGAUGAUGAUGAUGAUGAUGAUGAUGGUGACGAUGAUGGUGAUGGUGAUGAUGAUGAUGAUGAUGAUGAUGAAGAAGACAUAAGUGACAAUAAUAUUACAAAUAUUGAGGAGCUCCGAGGAGCGAGUAACUGCAAUAAUUACAAUAGAGCAACAUCAGAUGUUGAGUCUCUGAGUAAACUUAAUGUUUACAAGAAAAUAAAGAGCUUCACGGCUCAAGUUCAUAUAUCGGCCGAAGAACUAAUCGAUGCAGCCAAACAUCAUCAGGUCUUAGAUAAUUAUGCUGAUAAGUUCCUAUCAGUGAGAGUUCUAAACUCUUUAUUCCGUUGGAACAGGAAAAUUUUGGAGGCGGAUUUUGCAGAGAGAUCAAUACAGGUUGCACUGGAUAAGUGGAUAUGUUGGUUCAGACAGUGUACCAGAUAUUCUGACGUGCCCCAGUUUUACAAGUGUUAUAUGUGCGAUAAGGCCUGGUGGGAUUUGGAUCCUUUCAGAGAACACCUACGCAAGCAUAAGACUGAUUAUAUAGUCAACUUUGAAGAUUUAGGGUAUGAAUCAAAUAUAGUUGCCUAUUUAAGCAAGGAAUUAAGGCCUCCGUUUAAAAAUAUUAGAACCCAAGGAAAAUGUUUAAAGUGUGAUAGACGGUGCGAGAAUCAUUUUUUUAAAGCAAACUACAGUCCCAUCAUACCCGAUAAGGGUGAUUACCCUUAUUUCUGUUUGAAGUGUACAGAGAAAUUUCCAACCUGCGCUGCUCGAAGGGUACAUGAACAAACACAACAUGGGAAACCGCAGUUUCCUUGUUUGUAUUGCAAAUUGAGUUUCAGCUCUAAACGUAUCCUAGAAGAUCAUCUCCAAAGACAUACAGUGAGGUCAGACCGACCAAGCACUAUUCCGACGAAAUUGUGUGCAGAAUGUAAUCUUAGAUAUGCCGUAUUCAAAACACACCCGUGCCCUAAGAAGUGGUUCCGUUGGUGCAACCAAUGCUACAGACAAUUUGAUAUGAAGGGAGCUCAAGAAAUACAUGGUUUAUUUUCAAAAACAAACGUCAGCUGUAAUAUAUGCUCUCAGAAGUUUUUCAGCGAAUGUUCUCUGGUUGAUCAUUAUUUAACGCACACAAACAACUUCACCCUGCAGUAUUUGUGCACUAGAUGUGGCGUUUUCAUUCACAAGGACUUGAGGAAGCAGCACAAGAAACAGUUUCACAAUAGGAAUCCGUAUUACAACAAAAUACCAUUGGUUUUGCCGUUUAUUGUUCCGAAAGCGUUGUUCUUAUCGAAGAUCGAGGGACUGCCGGGAACUAAAGUUCAAGUCUUGUACGUGGUCGAAACCCCUCCACCUCCUCGAGUGUCAAAGCAGCAAGAACUCAAAGCGGCUCUGGACGGCCUCAAGCAAGACAUGUACGAGCAUCUAUCGCAGUACGCCAACACGUCUCAGACUACCACUCCAACGAGGAACUGUGAAACGACCUGCAUUGAUCUCACUGAAUCCGAGCCCGAGCAAGAGAUUAAUGUAAAAACAGAAAUAAACACUGAGCCCGAGGAAUGCGAGGAUGACAUCAUAAACUUAAACAUCAACAAUAUAUCGUUAAUGAAAACGAGAUCCACCGAACAAAAUACCACAGAACAGAACAAGGAACUCGAAUUAGUUUUGGAAAAAAAUAAUCAAAUUACCAACGAGCCCGGUACGUUUAAUAUUGAGAUAUUAAAUGUAAAUAAUGGUACAGAUUCGUUUGAAAUUCAAUUAAAGUAUGACAGUGAAAGCAGCUUGAAACAAAGCCAGAGAGAGAAGUCUGUGAGUCACAUUGAACACAAUAUUUCGUCCGAUGAAUUCGCAUCAGAUUCCAGCAACGACGAAGGGACCGAGUGCACGGAAAAUGGCGACGUAAUAAGCGUAAAUAAAUAUCGAGUUAAACAGCCCUGUGUCUGCACGAAAUGUAACACAAGAUACGAUACGCUCGAAAGUUAUUUGAGUCAUUUCACGAGCCACAAUUACCAGUCGAACACGUGUCCGCAGUGUCUGUCAGUGUUUGGCACCCCAAUGAAACUGGCCUGGCACUUCAAGACCCACAUAAACAGGACGUUCUUGAAGACGAAGUUCCUGGACGGCGACCAGAAAUCGGAGAAGCUGUACCGCUGCAAACACUGCAAGCAGAUAUUCUUCAAGAAUGAAUUCUUUGAGCACUGGGAGAGUCAUUUUGUGUUGGUGCGCUUCGAGGACUCUGAACGCUACGAAACGGCUCUUGAAGUCGGCAAGAGAAACAGAACUAUUUCUGAGUCAUCGAUGAAAACUAUAAUAGAUUGCAUACUGAAUGAUGAAUAUUUGAAAUCACAAAAAACCUGUGUCGUGUGUAUGAAGGAGUUCAAUAGACAGAACGUCAUCAAGAGACAUCUGAUUGAACAUAUGUUAAAGGAUGCACAAUUGAAAGGUGAAAAGAACGGAGACACCAACAGGAUUUUUAAUUGGUGCCUGAGAUGUCAAAUUUGUUCGGAGCUUCUGGAGAAUUCGAUUGUGUACAAGAUUCAUCUGCGCGAGCACGCCUCCCUACCCGUCCACACGUGCGACGUGUGCGAUCGCGUAUUCAACAACACGUAUUACUUCGCGAAGCACAAAAAGAAACACGAUCUGGAGAAGGAGAACAGCAUCAAGCAGCUAUACGAGAAGCAGACUGAAGCGAACCCGUCUGCGGGGAGACAAGUGCUAGAAUCCGAGCCGGAGCUAAAUAUAAAGCCCGAAAUGCCGUUUGAAGUGAUUGAUGAAUUCGAGGAUGAUGCAAACGUCAAUGAUGAUAUGGCAACACCACAACGCGACGAGGGAAUGUCAGUUGAAUCGAGUAUCAGUGACGUUGACAAAAUCAAAAUCGAAGCGACUACAUCUAUACAAGACAUCAAGAAGGAGAUCGUGGAAGAAGACCUCCAGGUGGAGAUGGAUUACAACGAGUUCAGCGUAGUCAAAUUGGAGUAUGAGGAUCUGAUAGAGCGGAAAGAGAACUCACCGAGUGAGCUCGCGAUUACAGCCGAGGAGAACUCCUCAGAUUCGAGCCUAGACGAGGAGAUAGAGUACGCUGAAGUCGAGGAUCUACUCAACGUGAAGAGGAAACGUCACGAGACCAGAGGCCGGAAGCCAGCCGUCCAAAUCGAGCCGCAUCUCUGCACGAAAUGCGACAAAGAGUACGACAGUCUCUACAAAUAUCUAGAGCACCUCACCUGUCACGACCUCAAGGCUAACACCUGUCCGCAGUGUCUCAAGACAUUCGAGAGGACAACGAAGCUGAUGUGGCACUUCAAGAUCCACAUCAACCAAACGUUCCUGAAGAUCAAGUUCCUCAAGACCGAGGAAAAAGCCGGUAAGAUAUUCCGGUGUAGACAUUGCAAGAAGAUCGUGACGAAGGAUGAUUUCUUUGAACAUUGGGAGAGGCACUACGCUUUGAUGGACUGGAAGAGCCAAAAAAAAAUGGACGUUGUCAUUGUCAAUACGGACAAGAAUAACAAGAAUCUCUCGGAAACUAUGAUGAAAAAUAUUAUAGAUUACAUACUGGGCGAUCCGAAGUUCAAGCGCCAAAAGAUUUGCGUCGUCUGCAAGAGGACCUUCAACCGGCAGAGCGACGUCAAGCGCCACCUGGUGGAGCACCUGCUCAAGGACGCGCAGGUCAACGGCGAGAGGAGCUUCUUCAACUGGUCGUUGAGAUGUCAAAUAUGUUCGGAGGCCUUCGACAAGGCGAGCUCGUACAAGAGCCACCUGCGGGAGCACGCGUCGCUGCCGAUAUACACGUGCGAGCUGUGCGACCGCGUCUUCAGCGACUCGAGCAACUUCACCAAGCACAAGAAGGUCCACAACCUGCAGAACUACAGAUGCGAGAUAUGCAACAAAAAAUUUCAGACCCUGCCGUAUCUCGAGAAGCACAUGGAGAUACACAAAGAGAAGCCAAUUAAAUGUCCCUGUUGCCCGGUGAUGUCGUACACUCCGUCCUUAAACAGGAGACACAUCAGGAUGCAUCACGUAAAGGGCACAAAAACGCUGUGUCCUAUUUGUUCGGAGCGAUUCCACACACUCAAAAUGAAAUGGGACCAUCUGUGGCAAGUCCAUAAAUUGAGGAAGGAGAAAUGGGAUUGUAACCUGUGCGGGUCCAGCUACAGGAAAUUCAAAGACCUGAAGGACCAUUACAAAGAUGUGCACCGCAAGAAAUACUUGAAGCUCAUGUCUGGGAAUAAGAAGGAUAAGAUAAAGAAGUUGCUAUUGCAAGCUAACGUGACGGUUAAAAGUGAACCUGCAGAAGAAUCUAAUGAAAUGGUGGACAUAAUAAACUAGUGUUUUGUGAUUUUGUUGUACCGUUGUAUGAUGUAGCCACACGUAUAGAACUGUCAUGUGUUGUCAAGAUGAAAAGUUUAUUAGCACUAAAAGGUAACUCAGAUAGACAGGAGUGAUAACGGCUUUGCGAACACUGAAUGUCACAAAAUCUUGCAAAAUAUGUUUUUUUUUUUCGUUCAUUGCCUUUGUCGGCAGAAGAGUAUAUGGUGAUAUUAUAUAGUGGUAAGAAGCUACCAUCGCUCGUGGAGAUCAGAAAUGCCAGGUGCAUAGCCAAGCCACUGCCUACCAAUGAGUACUCUGCGCAAACCUCAUUUAAAGAAGUGGAAGUUAGAGAUGAUAAAUGGCUUCAAAGAUCUCUGGAGACGCACUGUGGAUGAUCGCAGUAGCUGUAAAUAGUGUGGCGGAAGGGCUGAAGGUACAUGAUCAUCUCAAAUAAUUGCUCGGAGCACAAUUAUAAAAAAAGCACAUUAAUAUUGCUGUUGAACGUAGCUAUGAUGUAAGCUCUCUACUGUUUGGUUUAUCCUCUAAAUUAGAGACAUUAUGUAUCAUAUCGAGUUUUAAAAUCAAUAAAAUUGAUUAUAUAAGGAUACAAAAAUGAAAAAAAAUAGAAAAAUUUGCAAGUGUUCUUUUCCAAACUCGUUCACGUUGUAAUGUUGCAUGCCUAAUAUCAUAUAAUAAUUGUAACUUCGAUUCCUACAAUUGCCAGAUAGGUAAUUGAAGGGUGCGCAGAUCUUUAUUGACUCAUCUUAACAUCUUGCAGGAUUAUUGCUACGAACUGAUGUUUCAGUUUGAUUGAACUUUAGAAAUGGUUGCAUUUAAAAUUGACCUUACAUCAUAGUGUUAAAAAUAUUCAUUUGAAUACAAUAUACAUGUAUAAUUGUUUGAAUGAAUUUAUGUUAAUUUGUAAUUAGUAAAAUUAUGGAUUGAAUCGAUUGAAUUAUAUUUUGUUCUGGAAACAGUUUUGUUGAUCAACACUUAAUUAGUUAGUUUACGGACAAAAAAUCUGAAACAUUUACUGUAAUGUAUGAAUAGGCUAAAUAUACGUACCAUAAUUAUUGGGUUUCGAAAUAAAUAAGCAAUAUAAUUAUUAUUAUUAUUUUUGUACAGAUUAUUAGAUAUGCAUGAUGUAAAUUAUAAUUUCAUAUAUAAAUUAAAUAAUAUUAAAAAUUAUAAAAAUUAAAAGUAAAUUUAUCCGAUAUACGAAUUAUGUAAGACAAUGCUAAAAAAAAUUCUAGAGUUUUUUUUAAUUUUUAAUAAUGAUAAAAUAACUUGACAUUUUUUGUUAGUAAGUUUGUUAUGCUAAUUUAAUGCUAAAAUGUUGGAUGAAUGUUUGUUAUGACUUAUGUUCUCACACGAAUACUAUUUCGGUAUGCGAUAAAAACACAAGAGAUUUUCCCGAAGGAUAUUUUUAAUUCGUUAUUAACACGUUAAACGCCAUAUAGUAAAUCGAAGAUUUUCAUUCAGGUGCUCACCGGUGAGCUUUACCUUACUGAACCAUUCGGGCCAUAGGGGUCACCCGUGGGCUUUUUGAAAUAUCUAAACUAAACUUUAUCCCUGCUAAUAGAGUAUUUUAUAAACUUUUUUUAAUGAAAAUCUCAAGUUGAUAAAAUAACUGAUUUCCUGAUUUUGGUUUGGCUCUAAUGGUAUAUAUAGUACGCGAGGUACACUAAUGGGAUCGUUAAGUGUACAAAGUAUUAAGUUAUUUGAUCGACUUGCAUUAGCAACCCAGUCUCAUUUCAGUGUUACCAUGUAAUACCGUAAAUAAUUUAUUUUAUCGCAUUAGUAUCUAAAGACUUUCAGGGCCCUGAAACUGCGGUACUUUAAGAUAAAUAUUUUUUGUAUGGAAACUACAGAUAUGUGUAGCGGAUGCCCCUUAACUUAUAAGUGUUAAAGUUAAGGCAUUUAAUUAUUGUACAACUAAACACAGAAAAAAAAUUAAUGAAUCAUACAAGUCUUUAUUUGUUAUAGACAAACAGAUUAAAUUUUAUCAAUUUGUGGUUUCUAAAAAUUUACAAAAUCCUUCAUUAAAAAUAAAAUAUAGGAUAAGUAACAUGUUACUGCUAUCUACAGGAGCAAUGAGAAACUAAUCGAAGCGAAGCCAUCUAGUGGCCGACGCCCGUAAACAUUUUUGUUGAGUGCUUGAGUUUCUUAUCUAUAACUAAUUUAUGUCGACGCUUGAAAGGCAAACGUGACUAAGCGACAAUGCGUGAACUUUACAGUAGACUAAUUUAAAGUUGAAAUACCUGAAAACAAAGUUUAUUUUAACGAAUCUAGCUGUAGUAGAACUAGCUAGUAGCUGUAGAUUGAAAUGAUUUUAAUAGACCUAGAAAUAUAUUUUUUUUGCGCAUCGAAUAUGGUUAUUGCCUAUCAUUUCUGUACAAAGCAGAUAAUGUCGCUUAGUCACUUUUGCCUUUCAAGCGUCGAUGUGUAUUGUCUAUGGACUUUUUCAGGGCGAUAACACGGUGCUCAGCUAAGGCACGUACCUUUAAUUAAAGUUUAUGUGGUAAAUUGUAAUAAAUUGCAAUAUUGUAUUGUUAUAAACGUGGAACAAAAUUAAUGUUGUAAAAACAGAGCACGCAUGUUAAUGAAAUAAUUGUAUUGUUAAAAUAAAAUAUUUUUAUACAAUGUAA